GGAAUUCCACUCUUCUAUUCAUCAUGCCUGAACCAGCGAAGUCGGCGCCUAAGAAAGGCUCAAAGAAAGCAGUGACAAAAACUGCCGGAAAAGGAGGAAAGAAACGCAGAAAGUCCAGGAAGGAGAGCUAUGCCAUCUACGUGUACAAAGUCUUGAAGCAAGUACACCCUGAUACUGGAAUUUCCUCCAAGGCAAUGGGAAUCAUGAACUCCUUCGUGAACGACAUUUUCGAGCGCAUCGGUGGAGAGGCAUCUCGUCUGGCUCAUUACAACAAACGUUCCACCAUCACUUCCAGGGAGAUCCAGACUGCAGUGCGUCUGCUUCUUCCCGGCGAGCUGGCUAAGCACGCAGUGUCUGAGGGAACCAAGGCGGUUACCAAGUAUACCAGCUCCAAGUAAAACGUGUUCUUAAUGUCUAAUAA
Sardina pilchardus (European sardine) is the source of this 421-nucleotide messenger RNA. RefSeq names its product histone H2B-like. Gene Ontology annotation, cellular component: nucleosome. The coding region runs from base 24 to 398 and encodes 124 amino acids. Gene Ontology annotation, molecular function: protein heterodimerization activity; DNA binding; structural constituent of chromatin. NCBI's taxonomy places the organism in Eukaryota, Metazoa, Chordata, Actinopteri, Clupeiformes, Clupeidae. The record is from RefSeq and is a predicted model, not a curated record. The transcript has a single exon.